GCGCCUCCAGUCACAGACUGCUCUAGGACACAGAUUCUUGGAUUCUGGCAAACAGGAACCAACAGAUUUGCCUAUUGCUGUACCUAGACAAAGGUAGCUGGCUGUGCUUUCAAAGCAGAAGUUGUGAUCAUCUGAUGAAGCUUUGUGAAACUGUGCAGAGAUGAUGGGAAAGGCGGAUCAUGAAGAACCGAGUGUUGGGAAUUAACUGAAGACAGAAGUACAGUUUCCUCCGCUAGUGCCAUCAUGGCCAGUCUUGUUCUUAACGAGACUGGGAUGGAGAACUGUGGCAUUGAUGACUCCUUCAAGUACAACCUGUAUGGUGUGGUGUACAGUGUUGCAUUUGUUCUGGGACUGGUCACCAACUGUGCUUCACUGUUUGUCUUCUGCUGUCGCAUUAAAAUGCGUAACGAGACCACGCUUUUCAUGACCAAUCUAGCUUUAUCAGACUUAGUGUUUGUGUUUACUCUUCCUUUCAAGAUCUUUUAUAACGUGAAUCGCCACUGGCCAUUCGGUGAUACGUUGUGUAAGAUCUCUGGAGGAGCCUUCAUCACCAAUAUCUAUGGCAGUAUGCUGUUCCUGACAUGCAUCAGUGUGGAUCGCUUCCUGGCUAUCGUUUACCCCUUCCGUUCACUCUCCAUCCGCAACCGUCGCAAUGCUGGUGUCGUGUGCGGUAUCAUCUGGCUGUUGAUACUCGGUGGGGGCAUGUCAGUCACAUUCUUCUCUUCCACCAACCAGUCCAAAACUAGCACCACCUGCUUCGAGGGAUUCUCCAAGAAAACAUGGAAGACGUAUUUGUCAAAGAUCACCAUCUUCAUUGAAGUGGUGGGUUUCCUCAUCCCAUUGAUGAUCAAUCUAGCCUGCUCUUCCAUGGUGCUAAGGACUUUACGUAGACCUGCUACUCUGUGUCAGACUGGCACCAACAAAGAGCGUGUUCUGCGCAUGAUUGUAGUGCAUUUGGCCAUUUUUAUUGUCUGCUUUGUACCUUACAAUUCUGUUCUGUUUAUCUAUGCCAUGGUGCGCAUUAAAGCACUCGUGAGCUGCUGGGUGGAGAGGCUUGCACGAAUCCUGUAUCCCAUAACACUUUGCAUUGCUACCUUCAACUGCUGCUUUGACCCGGUAGUCUACUACUUUACCUCUGAGUCCUUUCAGAAAUCACUGACUACUGGGAAGUGUCAGGCCAUGCAGGAAAACAUGCUGCAGAGUGAAGGCCCUGUAUCUAGCAAGGAGAAUCCUGACACACACACAGCUGAGCUCCACAUACUGACCAGCAAUGGAAAAGAUCAAGCCAGUGAGACCCAGUUCUGAAAGGAAUACAUAGUUCCAGGACUACAGUCAGAAGGAUAUCGAUGAGAUUCUAGUCUCAGGAUGUAGCGUUAAAUACAAUGACUGGAAUUUGGACUCAGUGACACACAUGCAUGGAACAUCUGUGUCUCUUCUAUGAUUCUUUUCUGUCCAUUAGUUUGUGUUGACUACUUUUAGGUUUACUAAAGGCAGUUAGUGUUUACACAGCAGUCACUCAUCAUCACUGCAUUUUAUCAAUGAUUAUUACCAUACCAUUUGUAUCUGUUAUUGUAUUGUAUUUUUACCCAGUCAAAGCACCUUUUGAACGUAUCUCUCUCUCUCUCUCUCAAAAAUUUAUGUUAAUAUGACUUGUGUGAAUCUGGAAUGCAUGUGUACAGUUCACUUUCCGAAUCUAAAAAGUU
This is a messenger RNA of Sinocyclocheilus rhinocerous, 1703 nucleotides long. RefSeq names its product lysophosphatidic acid receptor 4 (gene lpar4). NCBI's taxonomy places the organism in Eukaryota, Metazoa, Chordata, Actinopteri, Cypriniformes, Cyprinidae. Gene Ontology annotation, molecular function: lysophosphatidic acid receptor activity. Gene Ontology annotation, cellular component: plasma membrane. The record is from RefSeq and is a predicted model, not a curated record. Gene Ontology annotation, biological process: phospholipase C-activating G protein-coupled receptor signaling pathway; positive regulation of Rho protein signal transduction. The transcript is spliced from 2 exons. The coding region runs from base 244 to 1305 and encodes 353 amino acids.